GCUACCUAGCUAGCUACUCGCCUGGCUAUUUGCACGAUGGACCUCAGAAACUACAUUUCGUCAGCUGUUCACGAAAUUCUUUAUGACAGAAAGGACAAAGCCAAAUCAAAUGAGCAGCACAUUCAGGAGUCCAGAGGUGGCAUCAAUAAUGGCAGUGGUUCUUGGCAAGGAACUGGAGCAGGAAACCAGCCGAAUCAACAGCAUGGACAAUACGGAUGAAGUGGUUGAAUUUCUUUGCUCGCGCACCAACUGGCAGAGGCAAGAGAUUGCGCAGGCUUUUCAGUCACUUUAUGGAGAAGAGCUCACAAAGCACUUAAUGUCCGAUUUCAACGCCGACUUCAAGGACAUCAUUCUAGCAUUGAUGGAGCCUACGUCAGUUUACGAUGCGAGGCAACUACAUAAAGCGGUCAAAGGAAUGAGCACAAAUGAAUCUGUCCUCAUAGAAUGCAUGACGUAUAUGACAUCGCGCAACAAUCAGCAAAUAUCCGAAGUACGUAGAGUUUAUAAGGAACUUUACAAUGUGGAUCCCACAAAAGAUUUAACAGUAGGAAAUCAUGGCUUGCAAGAUCAUCUCGCAUCACUUUGCGCUCAUGGCAAGGCAGAUAAUUUUAGCAGUUUAGGCACUUCGAAGAGCUGCGAUUUUUAUCGCGCUAGAGAAGAAGUAGCGACCAGGAAUCUGCAUGAUAUCAAUGUGCAAAGAACGGAAAAUACUUACAAUCAGAGGAGUGCUGUAACAGAAGAAUCCCACAACGUCAGAGAGCAUCAUAUCAAUACCAGCAAUUUCAGCAGUGAGACUCGUAAUUAUCAAGCCGAAACUUCCUACAGCAACGAGCACCAUAUCCGAACGGAAGCUGGUUUACAGUACGGUCACCCAAGUCAAAUGUACAACCCCUACGAAACCCGUCCUUCUGUUACUGAAAAAACUUACGGAGAUAAUCGAAGCUCUGUCGAGACGGACGAGUCUCUCCUUAGCCACAUCCUAUCUGCUGGGAGCAUGCAAGAGCUGCGGAAAAUCUUUGAUGGAUACCAGAAAGAAUCUAUGCAAACAAUCGAAAAAGCUAUUGAGUCGCAGUUUUCUGGCUACAUUCGUGACGGUCUUCUAGCUGCUGUCGGCGUGUCACGUAAUAAACCAGCUUACUUUGCCAAACUUCUCUAUGAAGCACUCAAUAAUCGUGAUUCUAAAAUCAAUGACCUCAUACGACUGAUCGUAAGCCGAAGCGAGUACGAUAUGGUGGAUAUAAGGAAGCAGUUCCAGGAAUUGUACAAAACUUCUUUGGAAGAAAUGAUCAAAGCUAAAUGCUCAGGAAUAUGCAAAGAUGUACUUGUUGCUCUUGUUAGAGCGAAAUUUAUCGCAAAAGUUAUGUAUCCUUUUCGAAUACUAUUGCUUCUGUUAGUAGUUUGCUACUGUAUAGCGCUCGAAUGCUACACUGGAAUCAAAUACAUCAAAGGUCGUAGCAUGGGUACAUCGACGAAGAAAUGUGAGCGCCCUUCUGAUUUUUGUUACAAUGUGUCUCUCGAUCUCACGCAAUUCAACGAGAUCACAAUGGCUGGCUGUUCGACGAAUAGAUGUAUGCUAAGCCCAAACAAAUGCAUCAGGCAGAACUUAUUAGGGCACGAGAUCGUAUUCUGCUGCUGUAACACUGGUGACCUCUGCAAUUCGAAGCUUACUAAUCUCACCACAUACGAAAAGCUGAAAGAACGAGCAAAGGACAUUUUCAAAGGUCUCUUAAACAUCAAAUGGUAGUGAACUCAACUUUGUACAAAGCUGUACUUUGUAUAAAUUAUAACACCUUGGAUUGCUUUAUUUUGCGUACAGUAGUACUACUCAAAUUCUGUAAUCUUUCGAAUGUUCGAAUAACUAUGCCAAAUGAUAAAUGUUGUGGCAGA
Molecule: messenger RNA, 1887 nt
Organism: Cylicocyclus nassatus
Lineage: Eukaryota; Metazoa; Nematoda; Chromadorea; Rhabditida; Strongylidae
Source: the annotation of a GenBank genome assembly